Cicer arietinum (chickpea) is the source of this 3079-nucleotide messenger RNA. Its product is annotated as vacuolar protein sorting-associated protein 41 homolog. Lineage: Eukaryota; Viridiplantae; Streptophyta; Magnoliopsida; Fabales; Fabaceae. Gene Ontology annotation, biological process: endosomal vesicle fusion; cellular response to starvation; protein targeting to vacuole. The record is from RefSeq and is a predicted model, not a curated record. Gene Ontology annotation, cellular component: HOPS complex; late endosome. Gene Ontology annotation, molecular function: protein binding.
GCGGAUGAUCGCUCUCGGCACUUAUGCCGGUACCAUUCAUAUUCUUGAUUUUCUCGGGAAUCAGGUGAAAGAAUUCUCUGCCCAUGACUCUGUUGUUAAUGACCUUAGCUUUGACUUACAAGGGGAAUAUAUUGGAAGCUGUUCUGAUGACGGAUCGGUUGUUAUAAACAGCCUUUUUACUGACGAUGAGAUAAUGAAAUUUGAGUACCAUCGUCCCAUGAAGGCAAUUGCUUUGGAUCCUGAUUAUGCAAGAAAAACGUCUAGGAGGUUUAUUGCUGGUGGUUUAGCUGGGAAUUUAUAUUUAAAUUCAAAGAAAUGGUUGGGCUAUCGGGACCAGGUUUUGCACUCUGGUGAAGGCUCGAUACAUGCUGUGAAGUGGAGAGCAAAUCUUGUUGCUUGGGCCAAUGAUGCAGGAGUGAAGGUUUAUGAUACUGCCAAUGACCAGCGAAUAACAUUUAUCGAAAGACCACGGGGGUGCCCGCACCCUGAGCUUUUGAUUCCUCACUUGGUUUGGCAGGAUGACACUGUCUUGGUUAUUGGCUGGGGAACAUCGGUCAAAAUUGCCUCCAUAAGGACAAAUCACCAUAAAGCUUCUAAUGGGGCAUACAUGCAAGUUCCUUUGUCUGGUAUGACCCGGGUGGAUAUUGUGGCAUCUUUUCAAACCAGCUAUUUCAUCUCAGGACUUGCCCCUUUCGGUGAUUCUUUGGUUGUUCUUGCUUAUAUUCCUGGAGAAGAAGAUGGUGAUAAGGAUUUUAGUAGAACAGCUCCUACACGGCAGGGCAAUGCACAACGACCUGAAGUAAGAGUUGUAACAUGGAAUAAUGAUGAACUUUCAACAGAUGCUCUACCAGUACAUGGGUUUGAGCAUUACAAGGCAAAGGACUAUUCUCUUGCUCAUGCUCCCUUCUCAGGUAGCAGUUAUGCAGGUGGUCAGUGGGCUGCAGGUGAUGAACCACUAUACUACAUUGUAUCCCCGAAGGAUGUAGUUAUUGCAAAGCCAAGGGAUACUGAGGAUCAUAUUGCUUGGCUUCUUCAACAUGGAUGGCAUGAAAAAGCUUUAGCUGUGGUUGAAUCUGGCCAGGGACGGAGUGAACUACUUGAUGAGGUAGGAUCCAGGUAUCUUGAUCAUCUGAUUGUGGAAAGAAAAUAUGGUGAAGCAGCUUCUUUGUGUCCCAAGUUACUGCGAGGAUCAGCUUCAGCAUGGGAGAGAUGGGUCUUCCACUUUGCACAUCUGCGUCAACUCCCUGUUUUGGUUCCUUACAUGCCUACAGAAAACCCCAGACUACGUGAUACUGCUUAUGAGGUUGCUCUUGUUGCACUGGCUACAAAUCCAUCUUUCCAUAAGGAUCUCUUGUCUACUGUAAAAUCCUGGCCAUCUGUGAUUUAUUCUGCAUUACCUGUUAUUUCAGCCAUUGAACCACAGCUAAAUACCUCGUCCAUGACUGAUUCACUCAAGGAGGCAUUAGCGGAGUUGUAUGUAAUCGAUGGACAAUAUGAAAAAGCCUACUCCUUGUAUGCAGAUCUUAUGAAGCCAGAAGUAUUUGAUUUUAUCGAUAAACAUAACCUACAUGAUGCAAUUCAGGAAAAGGUUGUCCAACUGAUGAUGCUAGAUUGCAAGCGUGCAGUUCCUCUAUUAAUCCAGAAUAGGGAAUUAAUAAGUCCACCAGAGGUUGUGAAGCAACUCCUAAAUGCCGAUAACAAGUCUGAUUGCAAAUAUUUUUUACAUUUAUACCUCCAUUCAUUAUUUGAAGUAAAUCCACAUGCCGGGAAAGAUUUCCAUGAUAUGCAGGUAGAACUCUAUGCGGACUAUGAUCCAAAGAUGUUGCUACCUUUCCUUCGUAGUAGUCAACACUAUACCCUUGAGAAGGCUUAUGAAAUUUGCAUUAAGAGAGACUUAAUGAGGGAGCAAGUCUUCAUCUUAGGAAGGAUGGGAAACGCAAAAAAAGCCCUAGCUGUUAUUAUAAACAAAUUGGGGGAUAUAGAGGAGGCUGUAGAGUUUGUUACCAUGCAGCAUGAUGAUGAACUCUGGGAAGAAUUAAUCAAGCAAUGCCUUCACAAACCUGAAAUGGUGGGCAUACUAUUAGAGCACACAGUUGGAAAUCUUGACCCUCUCUACAUUGUAAAUAAGGUUCCCAACGGGUUGGAAAUACCUCGGCUCAGGGAUCGGCUAGUUAAAAUUAUCACUGAUUACAGGACUGAAACAUCACUCAGACAUGGGUGCAAUGAUAUCCUUAAGGCUGAUUGUGUCAAUCUUCUAAUUAAGUAUCACAAAGAGGCACGGCAUGGAAUUUCUGUAGGUAAUGAUGAAGACGAGCCACGAGUUAAUAUGAGCGAUAAUCGUGCCUCUCAAGCAUUUGAUAAAUCCCUAAGUCUGAGAACCAUGGAGAUGAAGUCAAAGACUAGGGGAGGGGGAAGAUGUUGUAUAUGUUUUGACCCAUUUUAUAUACAGAAUGUAUCAGUCGUUGUUUUCUUUUGCUGUCAUGGUUAUCACACAACUUGUCUCACGGAUUCAUACUACACUAGUAACACAAAAGAGGUUGAAGAUACUCCACAUGAGACAGCAACUUAUGAUGAUUACAAUGGUUAUGUGGAUGAUGCCAGCGAUGAAAAUGAAGAAACCAAGUCGGACAGUCCUCGUAUGCGUUGUGUUUUGUGUACUACUGCUGCUGCUGGUUGACUGUGUUUAUGUGUGUGUGUGUCCACAACUUGUGUUUGCAUGGUGUGUGGUUUCAUUGUCCUCUCAAUUUUUAAAAUUAUUUUAAGUUUUUAUAGUUUUUAUUCUUUCUGUUGUCUUGCUGGUUGCGGCAUAUUCUUCUUUUACUUGAAAUGCCGGUUCCUAUAAAAUUUCAAUAGAUGAUUAAGUGUGUCAUAGUAACAUAUGUGUAGCAAGGUUAUUUAAAUCAGACCAGCCCGGCUAGUCGGGUCGGUUUGAUCGGGAAUUGAACUCAUGGCCAGUCUGAUCAUCAGAACGGAUUGGUUGUGCAUACGUCACAUAUUGCUUUUUGAUAUUGUGCUGUUUAUAUAUCGAAUUUAAAUAUUUGUUAACAAUAACAUCCACAAAAUUUGAACCUGCUAGCAA